UAAAUCUAAAAAAUACAUCUGGGAGGUUAUAUCAACAACUUUAGAAGAUCUUGAAAAUUAUAUUAAUGACCCUAAAGAGUUGAAGUCGUCCAGUGGUAAAGAUAAAGCUUUUUACAACAAAGUGACGAAAGAACUCGUACCUGCUAUUAAACAAUCUAUUGAGGAAAGACGGGAAGCUCGAAAAUUGCGUCAAGAAAAACUAGCACAGAGAGUUGCUUUAUUACAUGCGAAUUCUGAAGUUAUUGCUAGUCGUACUCGCAGUGGUACAAGGAGAGCGAUGGGUCUUGAACCUGACAAAAAAUCUGCAUCAACAUUAUCUUCUACCUCAUAUACUAAAAGUAGAUAUGACGAAGCUUAUAAUUAUUCUGCAGGACCACAUAUGACGCGGGCGAAAGCUGCUCGUGAAAGUGCAAAGCGAAAAUAUAUCGAUUAUGAUGAUGAUGCCGACUCUCAAGAUUCUUUAGGACGCCAAUCAACACGAUCAACACGAUCAACUCAAUCCAGUCUUGCAAGCAAAGUGGCAAGAAUCUCAACGAAUGAUUAUUCUCAACAAACGUCCGAUGAUCUUAGUUCACUUUCAAAUGGAAUUUCGACUGAUUUUAGAAUAGACGGGGAUGAGAUGAUUGUUAGUUCGCAGGAAAAAAUAAGUGAACCGAUGAGUCGAUCUGUUUCAAACAUUAGUCAAACUUCAUCCACUUCCAAAUUAUCUCGAGAAAUUUUUGGAACAGACUCUAUAACAUCGGUAUCAGAAAAGGCAGGCGAUGAUGAUUAUAAAGAGGUUUUUGGUUCAGACGAUGGUACUGAAUUAUCCGAGCCUGAAGAAGUUUUAGGCA
Molecule: messenger RNA, 833 nt
Organism: Racocetra fulgida
Lineage: Eukaryota; Fungi; Glomeromycota; Glomeromycetes; Diversisporales; Gigasporaceae
Source: the annotation of a GenBank genome assembly